Melampsora larici-populina 98AG31 is the source of this 423-nucleotide messenger RNA. RefSeq lists its product as uncharacterized. The transcript is spliced from 2 exons. The record is from RefSeq and is a predicted model, not a curated record. Lineage: Eukaryota; Fungi; Basidiomycota; Pucciniomycetes; Pucciniales; Melampsoraceae. The coding region runs from base 1 to 423 and encodes 140 amino acids.
AUGGAAGAAAACAAGAAAAUCGUAUCGAAACUUCCACCAAUGGAAGAGCGAUUGAUCAAGAUCUGUAAACUUAUUGGUGAAAUGGAUAUGAGUCCAAAAACGUUCAUUCAGAACUUCCUCACCAGCACCGACAUAGUUAUCAAGGAGCGACGAGGGAAGUGGGGAACUAAAAAAGGCUGGAAUGGGACAAAGCUUCUGAUGACAACAAUAGGAGAGCUUGUUAAGAGCGAUGAAGAGGAUGGACUCACAAGAUGGUCAAAAGAGUUCAUUUUAGAAGAGAUGCGUGAUAACCAAAGUACUGCUAGGACAGAAAAAAAGGAAAACCAAGAACAUCAAGAAGUUGAGCAUCUUGAAGGCAACAUUGAUGGUGAUGAACUCCUGAGAAGAUCUCCUAAUGCGCUGCCAAGAAUUGAGGAAUAUUGA